UGGAAAGCCUUUUAAUGGCAUCUGAAGAACUCUGACACAGAGUGAGAGAGAGAGAUCAACUGUCGUUAAAAAGGUGUGUUUUUAUGAGGGAGGGAGGACAGGACAGGACAGGACAGGAUAGAUAGGAAGGAUUAAACUAAGGGCGAGAGAGGGGGGCAAAAGCCGUUCCUUUCUUCCUCAGUCUUUAUUAGUUUUGCAGUUUCUUUUCUCCUCCUCCUUCCUUAUUAUCACCAAAUCCCCCCCCAUUUCUGUCGUUGGCGUUGCUGCUGCUGCUGCUGCUGUUGUUUAAGCAUCUCUGUCUGUCUCUUCCUCCUUUAUCCUUGGCCUCUUCCUUCCACCACCACUGUCUGCCUCACCUUAACCCGCUUCCCCCACCAUUAACUCCAUGGGAGUGAUUGCCCCUCACAGUAGCAGCUAGAGAAAGAAGCCUUCCCCCCACAACAGACGACACUGUUCCAAUAAGUUUCCUUUUCUUCUUCUUCUUCUUCUUCUUCUCUUUUUCUUUUUGGGUAGGGGAAAGGGGGGGAAAUGGGUUGCUUUCCCUGUUUCGAUUCGAGGCAAGAGGUGAAGCUGAACCCCGAGAAGGAACCCGAUGAUCGGAAUCAGAAGCAGGCCCCUCCUUCGGUGCCCGUCUCCUCGAACACCUCUAGAUUGCCCUCAGAUAGACUCGGGAUGAGAAGCAAUGGUGGAUCCAAAAGGGAAAUACCCGCUGCCAAGGAUGGGCCUGGGGCACAAAUUGCUGCUCAGACCUUCACCUUCCGGGAACUUGCAGCUGCGACGAGCAAUUUCAGGCCUGAGUGCUUAUUAGGGGAAGGGGGAUUUGGCUCAGUGUACAAAGGGAGACUCGAGAGCACUGGUCAGGUUGUAGCAGUCAAACAAUUGGACAGGAAUGGUCUUCAGGGAACCCGUGAAUUUCUGGUGGAGGUUCUAAUGUUGAGCCUUCUCCAUCACCCGAACCUUGUGAAUCUCAUUGGUUACUGUGCCGAUGGGGAUCAACGGCUUCUGGUCUAUGAAUUUAUGCCCUUGGGGUCACUGGAGGAUCACCUUCAUGAUCUUCCCCCCGAUAAGGAACCACUGGAUUGGAACACCAGAAUGAGAAUAGCAGCUGGCGCUGCUAAAGGUUUGGAGUAUCUUCAUGAUAAGGCAAACCCACCUGUUAUUUAUAGGGACUUCAAGUCAUCAAACAUAUUAUUGGAAGAAGGGUUCAACCCAAAACUCUCAGAUUUUGGGCUAGCAAAGCUCGGUCCUGUUGGGGACAAGUCGCAUGUCUCCACUAGGGUUAUGGGUACGUAUGGUUACUGUGCUCCCGAGUAUGCCAUGACGGGGCAGCUCACUGUGAAAUCUGACGUUUACAGUUUUGGGGUUGUCUUUUUGGAACUGAUCACUGGCCGUAAAGCCAUCGACAGCACGCUUCCUCAUGGAGAACAGAACCUCGUCACAUGGGCACGCCCUUAUUUCCACGAUCGCCGGAAAUUCGUCAAACUAGCAGACCCACGGCUUCAGGGGCGAUUCCCGAUGCGCGGGCUCUACCAGGCACUAGCUGUGGCAUCAAUGUGCAUUCAGGAACAGGGAGCCGCUCGCCCUCUCAUCGGAGAUGUAGUCACAGCCCUAUCUUACCUCUCUAACCAGGCUUAUGACAACUCUUCUCGAGGGUCGGGUAAUAAGGAGGGGAAGGCCAAUGGAGAAGAGAGGGGAGGAGGGAGGAUUUUGAGGAACGAGGAAGGGGAAGGAUCGGGUAGGAGGUGGGACCUUGAGGGUGGGUCGGAGAAGGAAGAUUCACCUAGAGACACCGCGAGGAUCCUAAAUAAAGACUUGGAGAGGGAACGGGCCGUUGCUGAGGCAAAGAUGUGGGGUGAGAACUGGCGAGAGAAGAGGAAGCAGGAUGCACAGGGAAGCUUCGAUGGAUCUAAUGGUUAGUCUUCCCUUCUAGACUUGCCAUCUCUGUUAUUGUAGAAUUGUUUAGAUUACUGUACCCUCCUUCUCGACCUCAAGCCUUCCCUGAGGUGCCUUUGCUUUAAUAUGCCGAGCACCAAGAAGCUGGAACUCACAGAAAAGGUCAUAGUGUUUCGCGUUCAAAUCUCUUUGAAGCACAUUUUCUUCCUUUUCUUAUGUAAUAAAUACAACAAGAUGGGAGUCGGUUGAGGAAGGUAAUGUUAUUUCGGCAUAAAUAUAGCAAGGGCAGAGUGUUGGGGGUUGCGAUGAGAGUUGAAAGCAUGUCUCAGGACAUUCGGGUUUGGCUCUUGUGAACCGGAACGUUUGUGUUGUCUGUUGUACCCUUGUACUCAUAUAUUUUUCCUUCAGCAAACAUUUGUCAACCCUGAAGAAGAGAAAGUUUUGAAAGUAAAGAUGUCUCGAGUCAGAUGAUUGAUGGCUUGCUUUAGGUUU
This is a messenger RNA of Punica granatum (pomegranate), 2385 nucleotides long. The record is from RefSeq and is a predicted model, not a curated record. Lineage: Eukaryota; Viridiplantae; Streptophyta; Magnoliopsida; Myrtales; Lythraceae.